Messenger RNA from Adineta ricciae, 927 nucleotides. The record is from the annotation of a GenBank genome assembly. NCBI's taxonomy places the organism in Eukaryota, Metazoa, Rotifera, Eurotatoria, Adinetida, Adinetidae.
AUGGCUGCGUUGAACAUCGACCCAUCGAUUAUUCAUCAAUUAGUUGUUCCUGGAUCAGUUGUCGCACAUGAUACAACUAAUUUUAUGAGCGGCCACGGAACUUAUCCCGAUGCGACGAAAACUCAUUUGAAAGCUUCUGUAGCUGGCUUUGUUCACAAAGUCGAUCGAUUGUUGUGUGUCGAACCAGUUGAAAACACACGUUACUUAGGUGACGUCGGUCAUGUUGUCAUCGGACGCGUACUGAAAGUCGAUCAAACUCGUUGGAUCGUUGAUGUCCAGUCACGAUUAGAUGCGUAUUUGCCAUUAGCUGCGGUCAAUUUACCAGGUGGAGAAAACCGAAGACGUAUGGAAGAUGAUGAACGAAACAUGCGACAAUACUUAAAAGAAGGUGAUCUGUUCACAGCUGAAGUUCAACAGAUCUACCAAGAUGGUACCCUACAACUUCAGACUCGUAGUUUACGUUAUGGAAAAUUAGGUGAAGGAAUCUUAGUUCACGUACGUUCAUCACUUGUCAAACGGACAAAAAAUCAUUUCCAUAGUUUACCGUGUGGUGCAUCUGUGAUACGUGGUUGUAAUGGUGCUAUAUGGAUCUGUCCAGCAACAUCAUCAUCGGCAGACAGUAAUGUUGUCGAUACAGGUGGUUACGUGAAGAAUAUCGAGUCUGUCAGUCUCGAUGUGCGAAAAACGAUUGUUCGGUUGAGUAAUUGUAUUCAAAUACUGAAUCGACUUGGCUUACCAAUUUACGACACUAGCAUCAUGCAGAUCUUUGAAAUGUCAAAUGUAUAUGAUAUUGAUGAACUAAUUCAACCGAAAAUUAUACAGACACUUGCGAAUCAGUUGCGACAACAGACAAGAGUUGGUAGUGAAAAACAUGAUGAGACAAAUAAUGGUGCUGAUCCAUAUGCUCAUGAGAUGCGAGAAGAAUGA